ACGUAUAUUUAGCUUCUGAAUCUCAAUUAUUCUUUCAUGAUUAUGUUUUAUAAAUUAAUGAUUUAAUGUUUAAAAGUUGUAUAAAAGUUCUGCACAAAUAACCAUAUUUCGAAUCUAGAACGUAAUAAUAAAAUAUUUUCAUUUCUAUAUCUCCAGUUCCGUUAAUAACAAAUAUGUGCUUAUCUUUUAUGUGUUGCUGAGGUCAUAUAUUCCUCAAUUAGUUUGUGCAAAUGCAAGUAUUAAAUGUAGUUGUAACUAUACAUCUAUACUAGUGUGUGUUGCUGAAGUUUUGUAACAACAUAAUUGAAUAUGCUAAAGUUAGGACUGAGAGUGGUUAGGGGUCCUGACUGGUCUUGGCAAGAUGAAGAUGGUGGAGAAGGUUAUACAGGAACUUUAUAUCAUAUAGAUAAUACAGAUAAAACUGUUAUAAUACAGUGGGACAAUGGGAAUCAGACACUAUGUAAAAUUGGACAAAUGGGCACAUAUGAGCUUCGUGUUGUUGACAAUGCCCAAAUUGGUGUAAUUCACCUAGGUGUUACAUGUGACGCAUGCAGUUCUGAUGGUAGAAUUAAUUCUCCAAAUUCUGCAGGAAUUAUAGUGGCACCUCAAUUUGACAUAGACAAUGAUGAAGAUGCUGAACAUUGGGGUAUUAGCUGCGACCAAUGUAAAUCUGGUUACAUUCGUGGAAGAAGGUACAAGUGUUACGAUUGCUAUGAUUAUGACUUAUGUAGACUGUGCUAUCAUGGAAACAAACAUGAACUUAGUCAUACAUUUCUUAGAAUUGAUUCACAAAAUUGUGCAGGAAUUAUUCUUUCACCUCGCUUAAAACGAAGGGGAAAUCACGAACAAGAAAUUGUACACAAAGGUAUUCACUGUGAUGGAUGCAAUUCUCGUAAUAUACAGGGCAUAAGAUACAAGUGUAAUAAUUGUUACGACUAUGAUUUAUGUGAUCUAUGUUACCAUCGAAAUAAGCAUCACUUAAGUCACAGCUUUAAAAAAAUUGAUUCUCCAGAUUGUGUAAUUCUAAUUAAUUUGCCACCUCGUCUAACUUCUAGGAGAAAUUUGAAAGCAGGUUCGGUACACGAAGGUGUUCGGUGUGAUGCAUGUAAUUUGGUUAAUAUACAUGGUUUCAGAUAUAAGUGUAAAAACUGUUAUAACUAUGAUUUAUGUGAUUCAUGUUAUCAUGGAAAUACACAUGACCCUAGUCAUAUUUUUAUUAGAGUUGACUUGCCAAAUAAUUUAGGAGUUUAUUUAGUACCUCUCUUAACUUCAAUGAAGAAUCAUGGAGAAGACACUGUACACAAAGGUAUUAAUUGCGAUGGAUGUAAUUCUCGUAAUAUACAGGGCAUAAGGUACAAGUGUAAUAAUUGUUACGACUAUGAUUUAUGUGAUUUUUGCUAUCGUGGAAAUAAGCAUGAUUUGAGUCAUGUUUUUAAAAGAAUUACUUCACCAAAUGGUCCAAUAAUUGAUUUACCACCUCGUCUAAAUUUCAGAAGUAUAAAAGGAGGUACUAUACACAGUUAUAUUCAAUGUGACGCAUGUAAUUUGCAAAACAUACACGGUAUAAGAUAUAAGUGUAAUAUUUGUCCUAACUAUGAUUUAUGUGAGACGUGUUAUAAUGCAAAUAAGCAUGACAUAAAUCAUUAUUUUAGAAGACUUGAUUGUCGAAAUUCUGUAGGAGUUAAUUUACCACCUCGAUUAACUUCAACAACAAAUGAGAAUGAAGAUAAUAUAAAUGAAAAUAUUUUUUGGGAAGAGAACAUUUCUAGUGAUAUAUGUGGAAUGAGAUACAAAUGUAACAACUGUAACAACUAUGAUUUAUGCUACAUGUGUUAUCAUGGAGACAAACAUGACAUGAGCCAUAGUUUUACAAGAUUGGAGACACCACAUUCACUUGGAAUUAAGCUGCCACCACGUUUAGCUUCUCGAAAAUGUCAAUUGAGAGGUAUCUUUAAAAAUGCAAGGGUUAUUCAAGGCAUUGAUUGGGAUUAUGGUAACCAAAAUGGAGAUCAAGAUCGACCUGGUAUUGUCCUCCGUAUAGAUAGAUUUAACAGUCAUGAUUCUUGGAGGUCAGCGGCUUAUGUAAAGUGGCUAGAGGGAGAAAUACAAUUGUGCCGAUUGGGGUACAAGGGAUAUUGUGACAUACAGUUUGUGGAACCUGCUCCAGACAGCCGUCUUUACUAUCCAGAACAUUUGCCAGUUUUAGGUCAAUCUGAAGAGGAAAUGAUGUUACUUGAAGUAGUAAGAGAACAAGAGGCCAUUCAGGAUGAUGAAUAUAAUGAUAUAGAUGAAUCAGACAAUGAAACUUUAAAUGCAACUAAGGAAAGUUCUAAAUUGGUUGGAAGCACUUCAAGGAAUAAUACAGCCAGUAACUUAGAUCAACCUACUGUUAGUGACGAUCAACUCAAAGUCAAACAAUUAGAAAGCAAAAUAGCGCAAAUGGAAGAAAGUCAGACCUGUGCUGUUUGCUUGGAAAAUAAACGUGAUAUUGUCUUCUUAUGUGGACAUGGCACUUGCUCUAUUUGUGCCGAUGCUCUGGUGUCUUGUCAUUUAUGCCGAAAAACUAUUGAAAAGAAAAUUCGAAUUUAUUAGAAAUCAUUUUCAUCGUUUUUAUCAUACCAAAAAUUCAGUCAGUAAUUUUAAAUAUAGUAACAUUAUUUUAUCCAUAUAGAACUAUACUGCUGCAAAUUAUAAUUUACUCAUAAAUAUACAUCGUAAAGACAUUUAAGUACAUCUCAUAUACUCAGUUUAAUAUAACUAUAAUUUUAAAACCAGUUUUACAUUUACCAAUUUUUGAUGGUAUAAAUUAACUAAUUAAUAGAUAAAAUUCACUAUAUUUAAGGCAAAUGUGAUCAUUCAUAAUAACAGAAGACUACAGAUCAUAAUAAACUUAAAAUUUUUGUCAGACCAACAUAACUAACAACAAAUACUUUUUUUAAAUUAGUUAAAGUUAAUAUAAAAAUAAAUGUCAGAAUUAUACAAUGUAAUCAAUCAAUAAAUUAGAACCAGUUCUAUUUCUAAUUUAUUGAAGCUGGAAGAUUUAUGUAUUAUGUGGUGAUUAAUAUAAUUCAGAUCCAAUUUCUCGAUCAGGGUAUUUUCAAAAACUGGUAAAUUUUGUAAAACAGAUUUUACUGGAUUUAGGUGAUAGAAUAGGCAAAAGUAUUUUGUAUUAAAAGAUAUACUUAUUGCAUAAUAAUUAUUUUUAAUAUAUAUUAGGUAUAGUAUACUUAUACUUAUUGACUUGUUAUAUAAUUUCAGUGUUUCAAAUAUAUUUGCUGAUGAUUUA
Molecule: messenger RNA, 3286 nt
Organism: Anoplophora glabripennis (Asian longhorned beetle)
Lineage: Eukaryota; Metazoa; Arthropoda; Insecta; Coleoptera; Cerambycidae
Exons: 19
Coding region: 310-2592 (760 amino acids)
Biological process (GO): protein ubiquitination
Cellular component (GO): cytoplasm
Molecular function (GO): zinc ion binding; ubiquitin-protein transferase activity
Source: RefSeq, a predicted model, not a curated record